AGGAGGUAACAUGGAAAUUCUAACUAAACAGUAGAUUGAAUGUGCUUAAUUUGAACUCAAGUUUCCGUGGCAUCUUUGCUUCCUUUACCUGGACAUUUUUAUUUGCAUUCCUUUUCUUUUAGGAAAUGAUUUCAGAUUCCUUCCCCUCUAGGAUCUAUAUCCAAUUAACAUUUUAAAACCGAUGCAUCCUUCCCUGUUCUAACCAGCUCAUACACAAAUUAGUCGCGCCCAAGACAAAAAUAGUAGCUCGAGUUUCUGCAGAGAUGAGGGUGCAGCUGCUCGCUUUGACAGCAGUCCUAGUUCUGAGUUUCAUAGCUGAAAAAUGUAGACAGUUGAUCGGAGAAGAAUCAGCUUCAAGAAGCAAGACAGAAAGAUUCACAUUCGUAAACUGUUUUGACAUGAGUUAUGGAACCAUAGGCUGCAUACUAAAGGAAUUGGUGAAGAUUUAUUUAUACUACAUUCGAGCAACUCACGUGCAUAAGGUAAGAAAUGAAGCAACGAAAGAAGCAGUCCAAGAAAACUUGUCCAAAGGACAAAGCCUUGAAGAUGCAGUUAAAGAAGGGCAGAAAGUUGGAAAUGCUGCGGCGAGAAGAGCAUCUUUACAAGCAAAACACAUUAUGGGGCCAAUGGUGUCAUCUGGAUGGGACUUUUUUGAGACUCUAUAUGUUGGUGGCACAUUGGCUGAGGCAAGUAUUAGAAGCGUUGGCACAUUGUUGGGGUCCUAUGUUGGAGGAAUUAUUGGGGAAGGGAAAACUAGGUGGUUUGGUUUUCUUUUGGGAAGUCAAUUGGGUAGUUGGAUUGGUGGGAGGUUGGGUCUAAUGUUGUAUGAUGUGGGAAAUGGGCUGCUGUUUGUGCUUCAACUCACCAGGACUAAUAAGAGUGAUGGAGAAAACAACUCACUCUUGUUAAUUUCUAGCUAGUGAAAGACCUUUGCCUAUGUAAAGCUUAAUCUCUCUUAUAUUAAAAGUGUGAGGGCCUUAUAAUUCA
Messenger RNA from Capsicum annuum, 987 nucleotides. RefSeq lists its product as uncharacterized. The transcript is spliced from 2 exons. The record is from RefSeq and is a predicted model, not a curated record. Lineage: Eukaryota; Viridiplantae; Streptophyta; Magnoliopsida; Solanales; Solanaceae. The coding region runs from base 264 to 920 and encodes 218 amino acids.